GCCUUGCAUAAGAUGCCGCUUUGCAAAGGAAAAACAGUGCUGUGCACGCUUGCAGCAUUUCGACGACAAAUACUACAGCAUAAUGUGCGAUGUUAUAGCUCACCGCGUGAUACUCUUGGCAGUGUAGGCAUGAUGUCCAGGGGACACGUGAGCGAUUUGGACCUGGAUGGUCAAGAGUGGAGGUCCUCCCAAGAAAUUAUCAACUUGAACCAAGAUUUUCUCAUGAUUAAAGGGUUCAACAACCAGGGGUUUAUUCUGAACAAUGGCAUCAGGGUCCUGGGCUCAGUUGCAAUGUUCCCCAAGACUAUACUUCACUGGAAUGUUUACAGUCCCCAGGAAAUCACAGAGGAAUCACUUAGUUUAUUUGUUAACUUACAGCCAUCACUGGACAUGUUGGUGCUUGGUAUCGGUGAUGAGGGAAGUCAAGUUGAUCUGAAAGUUAUAAAUUAUCUCAAGAAAAAAAGGAUAGGAGUGGAAUUUACUACUACAUAUCGUGCCGUACCCUUGUAUAAUUUCUUAGUCUCAGAAGGCAGAUAUGUGGCUGGAGCUUUCAUACCUGGAGAAGAAGUCCCAUCAAUGAGAGCACGGGUGAUGUUAGAAAAUGUUGACAAUGCUGAAGAUGUGGAUGGCCAAAUAAAUCAAAAACUGGAAGCAGUGGAAAUGAACAUAAAAAAUUUGACCUCAGAUAGUAUUCUGCAGGGGAGAUUGGAAAAAGAUAAGACUGACUUAGAGCAAAGGAAAGCAAUCAUGGAGGAGAGAAAGCAGACUUUACGAGAUAGAAAGAAACAACAUAGAAUCGAGGGAGAAAAGAAUACCAGUGACAAGGAUAAGGAUAAAACUGAUGAAGAUAGAUAGCAUUUCAUGUGUGACACCCGCCAAGCAUUUUUCUUCAGAGCUGGCUUUAUUAGCAAUUGAGCAUUUUCUUUGAUUUUGAACAAUUGGUAUAAGUUUCAUUGCACCACUAAUAUACUUUUUAUAAGUUCUAUUUAAAUACCUACUUGCUAUUUUGCAACCUAUUUGAGAAUAUAAAAUAAAUCAAAACAUCAGUGAAGUGGUAUUAAAGAUAUAUUUAUGUUUGCAGGAGGGCCUUAACUCCUUAGUUGUUGUCUUUAAACUUUUUAAACAGUAGCUCUGGAUUUUAUUUUAAUUGACCAGACAAGGAAAUAAAGAAUGACAUAAUGAAAAAAAACUUAAAAUGUUAAUAAAAUACAACAACUGCACUGAUAUUUCAAGAUUUAAAAUAAUUUUACAGAGCUCAAGUAACUAAAAUCUACUAAAAUUUAAAAUUGGACAGUCAUAUUUAUAAGUAUCUUAAUCACAUAAACAAAGAGUGUGUAAUUACACUCAUUUUUACAGUCUUUUAAAAAAAAAUUAUGAAUAAAAAAAUAGUUUUCUUGAACACAUUUCUCAUUUGAAAAACUGCUUCUAAGUGACUAGAAUCAACUUAACAUUGUAAUAACACGAUAUACACCCCUUCAUCAUUAACUGUAUCAGUCAGACUUUUAUCAUAGUUUUAUAGUAAAUAAAGCAAAGAUCUCAAAGGA
Messenger RNA from Lingula anatina, 1544 nucleotides. RefSeq lists its product as uncharacterized. Gene Ontology annotation, cellular component: mitochondrial inner membrane. The record is from RefSeq and is a predicted model, not a curated record. Gene Ontology annotation, biological process: mitochondrial respiratory chain complex I assembly. NCBI's taxonomy places the organism in Eukaryota, Metazoa, Brachiopoda, Lingulata, Lingulida, Lingulidae.